GCUAACAUUUCGGCUUUGGUUUAUGUUUUAUUUUUCCUUAUCAUCCUUGUUAGCUCUGAAAAAAAGGUUGAUCUUUGCCAGUUGCUGACUUCGAAAGAAAUGUCUUCUUUAACGGUUUAUUUUUGUACGAGGCAUUUCAUUUGUUUUAAUAUAACUUUUUUUAAAAAGGAGGAAGAAAGUGAUAGUAGUACCAUACAAGGGAUCCAAAUAUUUGAUUGGACAAGAUGUUUUCCAGUUGCGAGGAGUAAAAGAACUUAAUAUACAAACAAUAAACCGAAAUAAAUGAGCACGUUAAACCAACCGGUUAUGUGAAUAGGAAAUACACUUGAUCCCAAAUUUUAAUCCUUUGGAGCUUAACCCUCCUCAAAAUUCUUGCCUUCGAUAAGAAGCGGGACUGGACCUUCUGUGACACACAGGAUGUAAUGAUGUUUGCUUUAGGUUGUGCCAAAGGAAUCGCUAACCAACUUUUCAGAAAUCCCAGAUGGAGGUCUGGACUCUUUGUGCAUCACCUCCAGUUCCCUAAUUACACCGUCUAUACAAAGCAGAGACCUUUUGCAGAAGUUCCACAUGGAUCAGCUUCUUCAAAUCAAAACGUAUUCGAGUACUGCUGCAGACGUCACAUGAGUAACUCGACGAUAGAGCUAAGAACUGAAGAUAAUGUGGUGAGGUUUUCUUUCAGCAACAACACCAAAAGUGUGCCUAUGAGGAGGACAGAGAAGAAAUGGAAACGAGCUAAAUCGUCAAGAAAGGCUAAAGUGAAUGAGUUAAGGUUUUACCGUCUAAAGGCCAAAAAGAAGAUGAAUUCUCCAAAUCCUGAAGUUAGGAUUCGAUAUAAGCUCGAAAAGGCCAAGAGAAAAGAAGAAUGGUUGAUUGAGAAACUGAGGAAAUACGAUGUCCCAAAAACGCCAGCAGAAGCCUAUGAUCCAGAGACUUUGACAGAGGAAGAGCAGCAUUACCUAAAACGUACAGGUGAAAAGAGAAAGAACUUUGUACUUGUGGGAAGACGAGGAGUGUUUGGAGGUGUGGUCCUGAACAUGCACCUCCAUUGGAAAAAGCACGAGACUGUUAAAGUUAUCUGCAAGCCGUGCAACAAACCCGGGCAGAUCCAUGAGUAUGCAGAGGAGCUUGCUAGGCUAAGCAAGGGAAUCGUGAUCGAUGUUAAACCUAACAACGCCAUAGUACUCUACCGCGGGAAAAACUAUGUCAGACCACAAGUGAUGUCUCCUGUUGAUACACUCUCUAAAGAUAAGGCUUUGGAGAAAUAUCGGUAUGAGCAAUCGCUUGAACAUACGAGUGAGUUCAUUGAGAAGCUCGAGAAAGAGCUUGAGGAGUAUCACAAGUACGUUGCUCGGUACAAGAAGAAGGAUGAGGUAGAUUCAAAGAGCAAAGCAGUGUAACUUACACAUUUGGAGAUUUUGUUUGGCCUCAAAAACCCGAAUCUGAAAAGAGUUGAAUAUCUUUGCUUUUUCUCAGUCUUUGUUACUUGCAUUGAAUUUUUCCAAGUGCUAGAGCGGAUUCGAAUAAAGUAGUUGAUUUACUAGAACCAUCUUACACUAGCUUCAUAGCAUGUUUUGGAGUAAUUAUCUAUCAUUUCACUAGCCACCAUGCACAUUAGUUUCUCUUGGCGUUGCCACUGGGACGAACUUUGGAUUGGGUGUGGUGACUCCAUUGUUAUCAAUUGUUGGCAGCGGGCAGUGUUGUAGCCCCCUACAUCUAUGCAAUGUUGAUGUAAUAAUAAAAAUCAAAUUUAAUAAAUCUUUUGUAAUAUA
This is a messenger RNA of Brassica napus (rape), 1769 nucleotides long. RefSeq lists its product as uncharacterized. Gene Ontology annotation, molecular function: RNA binding. The record is from RefSeq and is a predicted model, not a curated record. Bases 423 to 1397 code for a protein of 324 amino acids. The transcript has 5 exons. Lineage: Eukaryota; Viridiplantae; Streptophyta; Magnoliopsida; Brassicales; Brassicaceae.